GGUUUUUGGCUUCGCAAGAGGCCACCACUUUGCUCGUUCCCGGCAGGCAAGGAGCUAUUGCUUAUCAUUUCCACGGAUGCCACAAAUUGCUCCUCAGCUCUGAGGCGGCAAUUAUUGUGCCCCCACGCCACCCCAUCCCAUACAGGCAGCUUUUGAUACGCACACACCACAUUUCAGCACCACAGGCUUUUGGUCCUUGCCUGGUGGGUCCUGUUAUUCCUGGAAACAGCUCCAUCGGAGUUCUUUCAUCGAGGGGGGUUCCUGCCACCUUGCAUCCUUUGGGUAAUAACUUGCUGCAGAGACCCUUCCCGGCAGCCUGUUGCCUAGCAACCAAAAGCAGACAUCCACUAUCCAGGUGAGUGAAUUUGCCCCCUUGAGGCACAUCUCCUCCUCCUCGCCUCUUAAGUUGCGUUCCUCUUGGGGUAAAGUAGGGGUGGGGGAUCUUGUUUGUUUGUUUGGGGGGGGGUCACAUUCCCAUCUUGGGGGGGGGGGCUGCAUAACAGCAGCGGGAAGGGCCAGAAGUAAAAAGUCGGCAUAGCAAGAAAGGUAACGUUUAUGUUUGUAUAGUAAUCUGUUUUGUACACAUGCUCUAUUGGAGCAAGCAAAAGGUAUGGUCAAAGUCCAAGGGCACAUUCCAGCUUGGUAGAAACACUUAAGGAAGGCUGUUGAAGGGCCCAGCUCAGGAUAUAUACAUGUACUACCACACCACAAGAAUCCUGGGAACUGUAGUUCAGCCCGCGCAGAUAUACAGUUCCUUAACAAACUAUAGUUCCCAGGAUUACAGUGGUACCUCGGAUUAAGUACUUAAUUUGUUCCAGAGGUCCGUACUUAACCUGAAACUGUUCUUAACCUGAAGCACCGCUUUAGCUAAUGGGGCCUCCUGCUGCCGCUGCCCCGCCGCUGCACGAUUUCUGUUCUCAUCCUGAAGCAAAGUUCUUAACCCGAGGUAAUAUUUCUGGGUUAGCAGAGUCUGUAACCUGAAGCGUAUGUAACCCGAGGUACCACUGUAUUUGAGGCAUUCUUUAAAUGCAUGGGGUAUGUGCUGCCUCAGGAGGGAUGUUGCCUGGAGAGGGGCCUGAGGAAUCUGGCAGAGAGACCUGGAUGGGUACAUUUGGACUCCAGGCCUGAGUUCCCCGUCUCCUUGCUCUAGAUCCUGUAGGAGGCAGUGAGGGACCCUCUGGUUCAGGAGAACUCUACUUCCAAAAUCAGCAGAGGCAGAUCAGAUGAGGUCUGUUGCCUUCACGUCUUGCAGGUCGCUUCUGGGUACAGGGCACUCGACUAGAUACACCCUUGGUCUGAUCCAGCACAUCAGCAUUUGCACAGCGCCCUUGUCUCACUCAUCCCCCAACUUAGGCUGUGAAUGCACUGUGCAUUUAAAAUAUAUGCAAAACACAUUCCCCACCCCCUCAAAAUCAUCAUAAUUCUGGGAACAGUAGUUUGUUAAGGGUGCUGUGAAAUGUAGCUCUACGGGGGUAAACUACAAUUCCCAUAAUUCUUUUUGUGAGGUGCUUUAAAUGUCUGGUGUGUGCGUACCCAAGAUCUGGAGGGCCACAGGUUUCCUCAUCCUGUGGGUUACCACUUCUGAUUCAGACCUUGACUCCAGCCACAAGCAUGCAUAAAUCUGGCUACGCACAAACAGUCACCUCGUUCAAAAUAGUAAUGCGUAAUGUCAGAUCUGGUGGUUUAGGAAUUCUGAAUGUUUCACCAUAUGGGCUGACACAGAAAGAUGCAAGGGGGGUAUUUUAUUUUAGAUCUGUAUUUAUAUAAGACUUAAUAGUUAUAAUUUAUAAGCAGUGUGCAUACUUUUUUUAAGAACACUGUACAAAGAAUAAGAACAAUUGAAAUAAACCCUAGAAAUGGAGAAGAACCUUAAAAUGCUGAAAUUGGAAAGUCAUUGUCAAGCACUGCAGUUCAGCAGGGAACAGGAUGCGUUCUUAUCUCAGUCAGGAGGGUAGUUCCACAGGAUUGGACCCGCAAUUUUGAACACACCACUUCUGGUAGUUACGAGCCAUGUCUCUGAACCGUGGUAGAUCAUUAACCGAGACUCCCUCAAAUAUCUCAGUGUUUGGGCAGAGAUAUAUGGUCUCUGUGAUAGUCUGGACCCAAGUUGGGUAAAUUGGGUUUGUGAUACCUCAGAGCAUCUUAAUUCCAGGGUUGUGGGUUCAAGCCCCACAUUGGGCAAAAGAUUCCUGCAUUGCAGGGGGUUGGACUAGAUGACCCUUGUGGUCUCUUCCAACUCUGUGUUGAUUCUAUGACUCAGUAUAAGGCAGCAUCCCAUUUAAAACCAGCUCUUAAAAACUAUUACUUUUGAUUAUCUUAAACUGCUUAUCGCCUUCUGUACAAAUAGUAGUUUGGGAUAAGUAUUUGGUUGUUUAUGUAUUGCAUAAACACCAGCUUCUGAGUUAGGGUGGGAUAUUUCAUUAUUUAUCUGUGUGACAUUGUUAUAUGUUGAAAAAAUUGAUUAGAAAAAAAUAGACCAAUAGUCCUUUGGUAAUUCUCAUAGAACUCCAGCCCAAUGGUUGCCAUUAAUUUGAUUCUAAAUUGAUUUUAGAAUGAACUGAUUUUAGAAUGUAUUUCAAUUAAUUGAUUGUGAUUUUAUGUAAACUGUGUUACUUUUACUGUUGUUAGCCGCUCUGAGCCCAGCUUUGGCUGGGGAGGGCAGCAUAUAAAUAAUUUUUAUUAUUGUUGUUAUUAAAGUAAAUUAAAACACCCCUGUUUCCCCCUUCUACUGUGCUUCUCUUCCAUCUGUUACCAGGAGCCAUGCAAAUUCCAGGGCUGUUUCUGGUAGCGGCCUGGAUCCUGACCCUCUGCCCCCAGGCAUCACCGACAAGCAUGGGGCACCCUUUGCCCGUGCCCCUGAAAGAGAACCCCCUCUUCCCACAUCCCUCAGGGAGCAACGCCCCGGCAGUGAGCAAAGACAGGACCUCAUCGCCUGCUCCGGUCAAACCUUCUCUGGAUUAUCCUGACAAUCAACAUUACGACGAUUACGACUACCCUCUGACCUCAGAGCCCCAGACGCCCGGCCUUCCACAGCCGACCCAUCACCUUUGCAAAUACAACCCCUGCCAGCACCUCCAAGUGCCCUGCGCAGAGCUGAGCAGGGCUAGCGGGUGCUUGUGCCCGGGGGUCACUGGCCCAGAUGUGCCCCCCGAGCCGCCCCGCCUGCAGAUGGUCCACACGAGCGAGGUGGGAGCGAGCAUGCACUGGUGUGCGCCUUCUUCCACGGUCCAGGAAUAUCGCUUGCACUAUCAGCUAGUUGGUGAGGACUUCCUCACCGGCCCGGCCCUCAACAACACUUUCCGCUUGGCAGCUGUCUCAGGGUUGCUGCCAGAUCACGAGUACCUGUUCUGCAUCGUGGCAUCCAACCGGGCCGGAUCCAGCCCCACAGACGAUGGCACCCGGCAGCACGGGCCGUGCCGCCUCAUCCGGACUCCUGCCCACCAAAUGCCCUAUGCCUACAUAGCUGCGGGGCUGGCUGCCACCCUCAUCCUUGUGGUCAUCUCCGCCUUGGCCUGGCAUUUCUGCGUCCGCAACAGGAGGAAGCAUCCUCACCGCGGGUCGAUGGACAACAUCCUCGAUGCUGAGCCAGGCCUGGACGGAGCGGCAAACAGCUCUUUCCGCAGUGAGGAGCAGCUCUGAGCCGGGUGUUGGCGUCUACUGGCAAGAUGGUAUCUCUGUUGCUUCAGAGUUCGAGGCUCUGUUUCUUUGGGGGAGCUUCACUCGACGCCAUUGCUUUUAACAUGCUGUGUUUGUUGCUGCCUCCAGGGUGGAAGGGGCAGCGAUUUUGUGUUAUCCAGGCCUUUUUUUCAGCCGGAACUCGCCGGAACUCAGUUCUGGUACCUCUCAGGUGGGCGCCACUGCCAUUAUAAGAGAACAAGUGAGGCAUUUAUGGUGAGUUCCGGCACCUCUUUUUCUCAGAAAAAUAACACUGGUGCCAUCCAUGCUUUCUACACAGAGAUGGCAAGUGUUUUCUUCAGAGAUGUUUUCUUCAAAGGCUCUGUCGUUUUCGUGGACCUUUGCCCAGCUCUUUUCCUGCUGCCUCUGGGACGGAAGGGGAGCGAUUCUGAACUCUCAGCGCUGGGGAAUUUGAACCAGUCCACUCCCCUGAUCUUUCAUGGCCUGAGAGAGGGUGCACAGACAGAUCUGACCUGGACCACCAUUUUGAACAGUGGUCUACCAGGGCUGGACUUGCCAUUAGGCAGAAUGAGGCAGCGGAUUCAGGCAGUUAAAAAGAAGCAGCAAAAUGUUAGAGGACGGGACCCAGUGUCCUUGGGGCUGUCAUGAACAACACUGUUCCAUUGUCACCAGUGCUGAACUAACGCUCAACGUUGAGUCCAAUCUGAUUCUGUAUGUGGUUUGGAUGCAGGGCCAGUGAAGGGUGUGGCAUGGGGAGAGGGGGUGUGGCCUGGGGAUACUUCCAAGGGCCAGAGAGAGAGAGUUGGAGGGCCAAUUCAGACUCCGAGCCUGAAGUUCCUCAUCUCCAUCCUACAACAUACUGUUUCUUCUCCAGCAAAAUGUCUUGGCUCACCCCUGUACUCUACAUACCCCCUUUGGGGAGAGGACUGCAAAUAACUUGUGUCAUCGUCACUCUUAACUCUCCCCAAGUGCCCAGUCAAAGCCCCGUGGACCAGUUCAGUCAGCUCAAGAAGAAGCCAUGUAUUCAGAUCCUGCCAAAUUGUCAUUUCCAAUUCUUUCUUCUCUUGAAAAGGAUGGCUGCCCUUGGGAGGGAUGUGAAGACGGUCUUUUAAGAUGUUGCGAGAAUUUAUGUUUAUUUAUGUAUUUAUUAUCAGAGUUUUUUUAAAAAAAUAAAACAACAUUACAGAGGUACAAAACUUCAGAGAUAUCUACAACUAGUGGUGGGGUAGAAAUUUGAUUCAUUUCACGUUUAUAUGUGAAUCUGGAAAGAGACACAGCUCAGUGGACAGAGCUUCCGCUUGGUGGGUAGAUGGUCCUAUGUUCAAUCCCUGGCAUCUGCUGCCAGUCAGUGUAAGCAAUACUGAGCUAGAUGGGACAUUGGUCUAACUCAGUAUAUGGGAGUUUCCUAUGUUUUUACCUAAUUUGCAACUUUCCCAAAACAAAGCUCAAAAACAGUCCCAUUGUUUGAAAUUUGUACUUCUCUGAGUUUUGCAGAGCAGUUCUCCAAGUCAUGUGUAGAAAAAUGCUUAUGCUAGAUUGAAACGUGCCAAAAAUGCAUAUAUCUGUAGGUGGGGGAAGUAUUACAAAUGCAUUGUAUUAGAGGAAAUUGAUUUACACAAAUGCUUAUAUUAGACACAAUUGCACACCAGCAUGUGUGCAUUAGGAGGAAUUCGACUAAAAUGCUGAUCAAUUUUAAUGAGUACAAACUGAUAUUGAAAUGGGGAGAACUGAAUUUAAUAUUAGAAAAAUGAGAAAAAACAAAAUGGCAGAUUUGCUCAUUCGACGCCCACUCCAAGCCAGGUAUUCUCAUUACUGCACAUUGGUGUUAGUUGAUUGUCGCUGGAGGAAUUGGAGUAGAGUAAAAUGCUGAACCAUCA
Podarcis lilfordi (Lilford's wall lizard) is the source of this 5513-nucleotide messenger RNA. NCBI's taxonomy places the organism in Eukaryota, Metazoa, Chordata, Lepidosauria, Squamata, Lacertidae. The record is from the annotation of a GenBank genome assembly.